This is a messenger RNA of Symbiodinium natans, 1530 nucleotides long. The record is from the annotation of a GenBank genome assembly. NCBI's taxonomy places the organism in Eukaryota, Dinophyceae, Suessiales, Symbiodiniaceae.
AUGGGUCAUGAGAUCAUUUUCCACUUGCAGGCAUUCCACGAUUCACGCUCAAACAAGAACCCGACGGCCUUCAAGAAGAGCCAAGCAUCCCCUAGGCCGAUCCGACUGCAAAAGCUAUGCAGCAAGUCCACUUCUCAAGUGGGAGCCUCGCUGCAAGACCUGGCAAUCGAUGAAGAGCAGCUGCGAGAAGAGGUGCUCGGAGCAAAGCAGAGCUUCUUGGAGGGCUUCAAGGCCAAUCUCAAACGCUUCUCACCCGAGGAGGAGUCCCGUCACGAAGCAGACUUGGCCAAGCAUCACUUCUUGGAGGCGUUCUCCUCGCGGUGCCACAGCAAAGAGGAGAAGCAUCUGCGUUGGGACAUCGCGGACAACGCCUUGGAUGCUGAGGAGCUGCGAGCACUUCUACAGGAAGCGCAUCGCAGCAAGGUGGAGAAGGAGUUGCAGAAGCAGCAAGAAGAGCACGACGAGGCCGUUGAUCGCAUCCUGCUCCAGGUGCAGUCCUUCCAAACGGAGCUGAAGUCGGCUAUCGACUCCAAGCGCGUGCUGCAACAGGAGAUAGCGAGCAUGCAAGAAGCUCACCAGCUGGAGAUGCAGGAGCUGAAGGCGCAGCUCGUUGCAGGCCCCGAGCCGGAGGAGGCGAAUCUCCAGCAGAAACUUGCCGACUUGGAAGCGGAGAAUGAAGAGUGCAAAAGCCGCUUGGCGCAAGCGGCGCAAGCCCUCUCAAGCCACGAGGAUGCAUUGAAAGAGGCGCUUCAAGAAGCAACAGACCUCAGAGCUGAAUUGGUGACCGCCAGCACCGCGGAGGAAGAGGUUGCCAGGCUUCGAGAGGAGCUGGCGGCCAGAAUCCAGGCUGAGGCGGUGUCUCCCACGCAGAUGCAGCUGGCUGAUGAGUAUCAGCUUGCCCUCACUGAUAUGGCAUCGCUUCGAGAAGGCUACGAGCAAGAGAUUGCUGGUCUCCAGCAAGAGCUGAAGGUUCGGCAGGCAAGCUUUGACGAGGAGCGGCGAGCCAUGCAAGAGAAGCACGAAGAGCAUGCAGAGAUGGUGAGGAAGGCCAACAACAUGCAAGAUGUGCUGUCCAAGCGCGUGGUGCAGUUGGAAGCCAAACUUCAGCAGCAGAUGCUGGACAAGAAAGAUGCCGCGGAGGAGAUUCAGACUUUGCGAAGAUCAAGUGCUGCAGAGGUCGAGACGGCGCAGCAACUCAAGGAUUCGGAAGCUCGGGCAAAGUCGGCCGAGGAGUUGUUGGCCAAGACCGCCGAGAAUUUUCAGGCCUCUGAGACGCGGCGCCGGGAGGUGGAGGGCAUGGCGCGAGAGCUGAAGCAGCGAGUUGCGCAGCUUGAAGAGCAGCUGAGACGCAGGCCAUCCAGGCCAGACGCAAGCCUCGGCGAGAAGCUCGAGUCAGCGGUGGAUCGCGUUUCGCUGGUCAGGAACGCGCCCACUUUGCCGAACACACCCAUCCUGGAGACUCGGAAGGUGCUCGACACUCGGCGCAUCUCAAGCCAAUCCGGCCUGGCGCCGCAGGUGGCGCAGCAAUGA